AUGUCUUCGUCGACCCUCAGGAGGCGCGCCCUACCCGCCGAUCCACAAACAGAAAGCGAAUCCUCAACCCCACGGGAUGAAAGCCCCGAAAAGUCCGAACAGCAUGUCCAGGUUGUACAACACCUGAAGCCCAAGACAAGAAAGCGCCGCAAUACCGCCAUUUUUCUGCUGGGAAGCUUGUUUGGUAUCAUAGCUGCCGGCUUCUUCGCCAAAAGCAAUGACCUCAUCGACUUUCCCGAGCUCGGUGAGCUCAGCAUGGACAGUUUAUUUGAUGUGCUGCCCGCUGGGUUGGUCAAGGAUAUGCGCGAUCUAGUGGUCAGUAACACCUCGUUUCUUGGGCACGAGGGGGACUUGGCGCCUAGCUGGGUUGAACUAACACGGCUACUCGUAAAGCAAGGCGAGCGUGAGUUCGUCGAUAGCUACGACGCCUUCUCAGUAGGUUUACAAGCACGCGCCGAAGGUCUCAAUGCACAUCAUCCCAUGAUCAUGGUGCCUGGCGUCAUAUCAACAGGUCUCGAGUCUUGGGGCACCACCAACGUCUCCCGUCCCUACUUCCGCAAGCGUCUGUGGGGCAGUUGGAGUAUGAUGAGGGCUUUGGUCUUGGACAAGGAGAACUGGAAGAGGCACAUUAUGCUGGACCAAGAAACAGGCCUUGAUCCCCCGCACAUCAAGCUGCGCGCUGCUCAAGGCUUCGACGCCACCGACUUCUUCAUUACCGGGUACUGGAUCUGGAACAAAAUCUUUGAGAAUUUGGCUUCCAUAGGCUAUGACCCGACCAACUCCUUCACUGCCGCUUACGAUUGGCGGCUGGCCUAUCCGAACCUCGAGACCCGCGACCAAUACUUCACGAGGCUCAAGUCCUACAUCGAAACGGCACACGAGUUCUCGGGUAAGAAGACGGUGCUCGUAUCUCACAGCAUGGGUGGACAGGUUCUCUUUUACUUCUUCCACUGGGUGGCGUCCGAGAGUGGUGGUCGCGGCGGCGAUGACUGGGUCGAGCAGCACGUCGAGGCAUGGAUCAAUGUUAGCGGCUGCAUGCUUGGCGCCGUCAAGGACCUUACGGCGGUGCUGUCGGGCGAAAUGCGGGAUACGGCGCAACUUAAUGCAUUUGCAGUAUAUGGACUCGAGAAGUUCUUGAGCAAGGACGAGCGGGCUCAGCUGUUCCGUGCGAUGCCCGGCAUCUCUUCCAUGCUUCCCAUAGGAGGAGACGCUGUCUGGGGCAAUUCCACCUGGGCUCCUGACGAUCAACCGGGGCAGGACCUUUCGUUCGGGUCUCUUCUGAACUUCCGCAGCGGCAUGAACUGGACAACUCCAGACCGGAACCUUACAGUCGAGUCAGCCAUGGAGUACUUGUUCAACACGACAGAAGAGUGGUACCAACGGCACAUCAAGAACAGUUACUCCCAUGGAGUAGCACAUACUGAGGAAGAGGUCGAGGCCAAUGAGAAGGACCCGCGGAAGUGGAUCAAUCCUCUGGAAACUCGACUUCCUCUGGCGCCGAGCAUGAAGAUCUAUUGCUUCUACGGCGUCGGCAAGCCCACCGAGCGAGGCUACUACUACCGAUCUCCUGAGAUGCCAGCCCUCACGAACCUGAACAUCACCAUCGAUACGGCUUACACGCAGGGAGAGGUGGACCAUGGCGUUGUCAUGGGAGAGGGUGACGGCACGGUAAACUUGUUAAGCACGGGUUACAUGUGUAACCGUGGAUGGAACUACAAGAGAUAUAACCCGGCGGGUUCCAAGGUCACUGUCGUCGAAAUGGAGCACGAGCCCGAGCGAUUCAACCCAAGAGGCGGCCCCAAGACGGCAGACCAUGUUGAUAUCCUCGGUAGGCAGCAUCUCAACGAAUUGAUCUUGAGAAUUGCGGCUGGCAAGGGAAACACCAUCUCGGAUUAUGUUGUCAGCAACAUCCAAGAGUACGCGGAUAAAGUCAAGGUUUAUGACGAUGCCUAG
Colletotrichum karsti is the source of this 1953-nucleotide messenger RNA. Its product is annotated as Lecithin: cholesterol acyltransferase. Lineage: Eukaryota; Fungi; Ascomycota; Sordariomycetes; Glomerellales; Glomerellaceae. Gene Ontology annotation, molecular function: phospholipid:diacylglycerol acyltransferase activity. Gene Ontology annotation, cellular component: cytoplasm; perinuclear endoplasmic reticulum. The coding region runs from base 1 to 1953 and encodes 650 amino acids. The record is from RefSeq and is a predicted model, not a curated record. The transcript has a single exon. Gene Ontology annotation, biological process: triglyceride biosynthetic process; lipid storage.